GUAGAGUGGACAUGCGUCUUGUGGAAGAGUCCUACCAAUGGGUGGAGGACACAAUUGUAUUUCAACCCGACAUCAACACGUGGGCAGUCUUCGGUGAAGGAGGCAUUCCUGGAUGCAGGGAAUGGUCCGUACAGGGGAUUCACUCUUGAUCAUGAAGUGGGGGCUAAGCUUGUAGGCUCCAUCAUUGAUUCGGGAAAAGACAUGGGGCGUAAAGGCAACCUCAACAACCUCAAAGUGGCCGUUCAUGCCACGGUCGAGAGGGUCGUCUUCCACAACUCAGAGUCUUUGGCUUGGAGUUUACUUCGGUAUCCUGUCUUUUGUUUAAUAUGUUAUCCUCUGUCCGCCAAGGAUUAUCUGCUGUUGGAGUCGUUUACAUUGACUCCACUGGCCGGACCCAUGGAGUCAUGUUACAUCCCGGAGGUGAACGCUGGCGCUAUUGGUAGUACUCAGCUUUUGCUACUAAGCGGUGUUGGCCCAAACUCAGACCUCUCCUCCUUGAACAUCCCCGCCAUCUACCACCAGCCCUUUGUUGGCCAGCUCCUCUACGACCUAACGCGCAAUGACAUCAACAUCAUCCCUCCUUUUCCAAUGGCGGUCGGCGGGCUCGGCGUGGUAGGGAUCACCAAAAAAUGGUUAUUACGUGGAAGCUAUAUCAGGUCCGCAAGUGUUUUUCCAUUUUAUUCUCCUCCUGGCGUCAUAGUCUUCCCACACCCAUCUCCUCCCGUGAGCUUCCCAGUGUUGACCCUCUUUGAGAAGCUUUCAAAACGGUCUCAACCGGUUCACUUCACUUGGAAUCACUAUGGAUAUCCGCAAUCGCCCCCAAGGUCCGACCCAAAGGAUUUGGCCCAGUGUGUCCAGGGGAUGCGCAAUGUUGAGAAGGCAAUGAACUCCCAGGCAAUGGAGAAGUACAAGUUUCAGGACCAGGAAGGUAACCGGUAUUUUAAAUUUGUGGGUCGCGCCUUCCCUGAAAACAAGACUGACGAUGAGGAGAUGGAGACUUUUUGUAGGAAGACCAUGGCCACCAUCUGGAAUUAUCACGGUGGGUGUGUGGUGGGGAAGGUGGUGGACAAGGAUUUAAAGGUUGUGGGUGUCAAUGCAUUGCGUGUUUGU
This is a messenger RNA of Thlaspi arvense, 1110 nucleotides long. Lineage: Eukaryota; Viridiplantae; Streptophyta; Magnoliopsida; Brassicales; Brassicaceae. The record is from the annotation of a GenBank genome assembly.